This is a messenger RNA of Musa acuminata subsp. malaccensis (wild Malaysian banana), 1063 nucleotides long. RefSeq lists its product as uncharacterized. The record is from RefSeq and is a predicted model, not a curated record. Gene Ontology annotation, molecular function: RNA binding; pseudouridine synthase activity. Gene Ontology annotation, biological process: tRNA pseudouridine synthesis. NCBI's taxonomy places the organism in Eukaryota, Viridiplantae, Streptophyta, Magnoliopsida, Zingiberales, Musaceae.
CUUUUAUUCGACACUUAAUUAACGGCGGAAGUGGAUAGAGAUGGGUGUUGCGACCGUAGGCUUCGCUGCAGUUUCUCCUCUUCGCGCCGUAUAUCUCUCGUACAGCUCGCAUGUGAGCGAUGGCGUAUCCGAGGAACAGACGCAGCCGGCCCGGGUGGCGCUUCCUGGCCCUCACAAGUGGCGCAUGGUCAUCGCUUAUGAUGGCACCAAGUUCGCAGGUUGGCAAUAUCAACAGUCACCACCAACAAUACAGUGCCUCAUAGAAAAUGCCUUAACAUGCAUCACAAAGCUUGAUCGAAAAGACCUUUGCUUGGUUGGUGCAAGCAGGACCGAUGCUGGUGUCCAUGCCUGGGGUCAGGUUGCACACUUCAUUACGCCUUUCAUGUACGACAGUUUGGAUACCCUUCAUGCUGCAUUGAAUGGGCUUCUACCUCCGGAAAUCCGAGUGAGAGAAAUUAGUGCAGCAUGUCCUGAAUUUCAUGCUCGUUUCUCCACAAAAAGCAAGACUUAUCAAUACAAGAUAUACAAUUAUCCGGUUAUGGAUCCUUUUCGGUCUCUUUAUGCAUAUCAUAGUUCUUAUAAACUCAAUCCAGUUGUCAUGAGAGAAGCUGCAGCAUAUUUUGUUGGGAACCAUGACUUCUCAUCUUUUGCAAAUGCCUCACACAACGAUCGCUUGGGUAAUCCAGUGAAAGAAAUCUUCCGAUUCGACAUCACUGAACUGGAUGCUCUUUUGCUGCUCGAGGUUGAGGGUACUGGUUUUUUAUUCAGACAAGUGCGGAACAUGGUAGCUUUGCUGCUUCAGAUUGGAAGAGAAGCACUGCCUCCUGAUGUUGUACCAAAGAUCAUGGCAGCUCGGGACCGGAAAGAGCUUGCAAAGGUUGCAUUAUCAGCUCCACCACAAGGACUCUGUCUCAUGUCUGUAAACUACAACAACGAAAGCUUGGAACCACCUGAAGGUUGCCCAGCCGCCAGCUUCGGCAGGACCCACAGUGUGAGUAAAUGUAAACUGGCAUUUUACUGAAUCAAGGCAAUAUUUUUUGACUCACAAAUCAAUUCUUUGAUA